Messenger RNA from Acanthoscelides obtectus, 2735 nucleotides. Lineage: Eukaryota; Metazoa; Arthropoda; Insecta; Coleoptera; Chrysomelidae. The record is from the annotation of a GenBank genome assembly.
CUAUAACAUAACCUCAGUUUUAUCAUGUGUUUAUACCUUCCCAGUCAAUAACUUUAAACAAUGAGUGAACUGGGCGAAAGUUGUGAAACUAGAAGACCUCAGUUUGGAAAUAGAUUUUUAACUGACGAAGAUAAUGUUUUCCAGCAUAAUGCAUGGUAUGAGGAACAUCCGUUUACUUUUAGUGUUGGCGAAUACCAUACGUUCAUGCCACACUCGUUUUCGAAAGAAACCAAAAUUUGGUAGUAGAUAUCUUAUACAGAACUUGGAUGUAUUUAGUCACAACUGUUGGUAUGUACACAAUGAAACUGUGGUACCUUUUUGUUAAUCACUAUUUGAGCAACUUCAGUCUUUCAGUGAUACCAUUGACGUUUUUGUGUUCAUCAAGAUGCCCAACCCUAUGCUGUAUUGUAGUUCGACAUUCACUAUUCACUUAUAAUUUCCAUUGUCACAUCCUUGUGGUAUUGUAGUCAAUCCUUUGAAGUAAUUACUUCAUUACAACAAUCAACAAUGAAUUUCUGACAGGCAUUUCAGUGGAACAGAUUAAUCAAAUCCAAGCGAAUAACCAAAAUUUCUGUUAUAAUAUGGUUAAAGAUGAUACAUGGGUUGAUGACGUCAGUUACACGAAAUGCUUGAACGCGUUGGUUUUAACCGUGGUUUUGUUGCAAGUUGUUUAUUUUAUAAGAGCGCGUAUAUAAUCUCUGAUCAUUUUUAUUAUCACAUUUCGUCUACAAUGGUGUAUGGAAAUUUAAAAUAAGAAACCUUUCAUAAUAUUUUUGGGAAAAAUGUUUUUUUUUUACAAAAAAAUGUUUAAUGAUGGAACCAUGGUUUUGUAGCUAUAACUUUCAAUUCUCUAAAGUUGUCCGCAUGUCAAGGAAGACAUUUACUGAUUUAGCAGAAAUGAUGAAAAAAGAUAUUAGCAAAACCAUAUACAGGUGGACAUCAUCCAGUGAGUUUAUAUGGCCAUGUUUUAAUAUUCUUGUGGUAUAUGGCUACACAGGAUACUUUGUUAAGCAUAGGAACUAGAUUUAAAGUGUUUCCAACAACAGUAUUGAGUAUAAAUAAUAAGGUGCUCCAAUUUAUGCUAACACUGAAGUCAGCCUGUAUCAAGUUUCCCAAAAAUGAAGCUGAGUUACAAUAACAAUAUCUAAUACCCGGCAAAAUUCUAACUUGUCACAUUUCAAAUAAUAACCAGAAAUAUAAAACAACUCGUGAGUUGGGUAAAUACCACAAUUUUGCCCUGAUAACUAUGACAUAUAACAUCUGAUUCAUGACGUCACGGAUCUUAUAACCAAACUGAAUAACCACAUUCACUUGAAUGGAUCGGUAAAUACCAACCCAAAAUGGUAAAUAUCAUUUUCAUUUGGUUAUUGAAUUUGAUUAUUAAUGAUUAGUUCAGUGUAAAACUAGGUCACAUCAUAUCAUUAAGUUGAAAGAGUGACUGUAUUUGACAAUCUCUAAUAAUCAGUACCUACUUCAUUAUUGGAAAGAACCAAAUAAAAUGUUUUCUUUCAAAGAAAAUUGUUUGAUUCUGAAUUAUAUCAGGCUUCAAGGAACCUUCCUUGUAAUUUUCUCAAUGACAGAGAAAUAAAUACCAUAAUCUCUGUAGCAACACUGACAACUAAAGAUGGUGGUUGAUAGGUACAAGUGUGGAUCCAGGGUCCCAAGUAGUGUAGGUUGCCCCCCCCCCCCUCCUCCUGGACAGGUAUAUAGUUGCAAGCAUAAGUUGGUGGUGCCAUGGUACAUAUGCUGUUUGGAACAUUUGGGUAUCUUUGGAAUAUUACAAUGCUUAUAUGAUGUGUUGAUAGUAGACCUUCUUUUAGGGAUGAUGUCCAGUGGGAUGAAACGCUAGAAGCCCAAGCAUUGGAAAAUGUCCGAGCUAAUAGUGGAAUUAAAUUCACUAAAGAACAAAUAGAUCAAUAUGAGAAAGAGGCUGAUAAACAUUGGGAUGCUUUUUAUGACAUUCACACUAACAGAUUUUUCAAAGACCGACACUGGCUUUUUACAGAGUUUCCUGAACUAAAAUCUGAAAAUGACUGUACACAAACUAUAUUUGAAAUAGGAUGUGGAGUUGGCAAUACUAUCUUUCCUAUAUUGCAUUAUUCAACAAAUAAGAAUUUGUUUAUCUAUGGCUCAGAUUUCUCCAAAAAGGCAAUUGAUAUCAUGAAAGAGGCUCCUGAAUAUGAUCCAAGUAGAUGUAGUACUUUUGUUUUGGAUGCUACUAUAGACUCUUGGGAUGUUCCAUUUGAAGUGAAUAGCAUAGACAUUGUUGUACUCAUUUUUGUUUUGUCUGCUAUAAACCCAGAAAGAUUCAGCAAUGUGAUAGCCAAUAUUUAUAGGUAUCUGAAACCUGGUGGGUUAGUCAUGUUCAGAGACUAUGGAAGAUAUGAUUUGGCACAACUAAGGUUCAAACCUGGUCAAUGCUUAGGAGACAAUUUUUAUGCUAGAGGAGAUGGUACAAGAGUAUACUUUUUCACUCAAGAUGAAGUGAAAACUUUGUUUGAAAGUAACGGGUUUGAAGAAAUUGAAAAUAGGGCAGACAGAAGACUGCAGGUGAACAGAGGAAGAUUAUUGAAGAUGUACAGGGUAUGGAUACAAGCAAAAUACCAAAAACCUGGAUAAUCUUAAUGAAACACGUUUAUACAUAUAUGUACUUUUAUUAUUACAUAAUUUCAUUAUGUUAAAGUGAUAUACUUUAAAACUUUAAGAUCAAAAAUAAAAACAUUUUUAAAGGUACA